AAAGUCAAAAAUAGGCACAUCAAAAAUAAACUGAAAUCCUUAUCUUAAAGUCCGGUGAAGUUACGUCCCAACAAAACGACGGCGCGCUGGAACGUUGAUGUAUGUAACCGACAACGUUUACACUUUCUUUUGACUCUUCGGUUGCCUUAUUAAUUAAUUUCACCACCACCACCACCAGUCCACCACCAUGGCUGCCGUCGUCGUUCCGGAGAAAAACAUGUCGCCGUCGCCUCCGCCGUCUCAGCAUAUGCAUCUAUCAGCUUCUACUUCCCGGCGUGGCCUCGAUACCGGCUCUGAUACUGAUGCUGCUCCCGAUCGCCGCUCUUCCCUUGAUCUUCCCUCUCCUUCCACCCGUAGCCCUUCUCGAUUGUCUGAUGCUCAGAAUCAGCUAGCUAUGAAGAGUGAAGAGUAUCGACAACUUUUUCGUUUACCACCUGAUGAAGUCCUGGUUCAAGAUUUUAAUUGUGCGCUGCAAGAGAGUUUUCUACUUCAGGGUCAUAUGUACCUCUUUGGCCAUAGUAUUUGCUUCUAUUCCAACCUCUUUGGCUUUGAGACAAAGAGAAUAAUUCCUUUUCAUGAGAUCACGGCAGUACGAAGAGCUAAAGCUGCGGCCAUAUUCCCGACGGCAAUAGAAAUAGUAGCCGGAGGAAAGAAGUACUUUUUUACAUCUUUCCUUUCCCGAGAUGAAGCUUUUAAGCUUAUUGAUGAUGGUUGGCUACAACACAAUGGUGCGGAUAAAGAGUCUGCAGAUCCGGAACCAAAAUCUAAUCUAAACAUCCUAGAUAGUGGAAUAGUAGAAGGAGCAGAUAGUUUCAAGCAGGCUAGGGAAGGGGUCGAAUGCCUAGAAAGGAAUGAGGACAAUAUGGUACAGGAAGACUCAAAGCCAUUAGUCAAUGGUCAGUUUGAAAUUGUAUCAAACCCUUCAGGAGUGCAGGACAAGGUGGAGGAAGAAGCGGUUAUUGUUCAAAAAACUGAUUGUUCAUCAUCUGGAAAGUCCUCUGGUUUGAAGCAGGAGGAUUCAGAUGCACCUAGGGUCCCUGAAUGCUUUACACUUGUUGCAGAGGCAAAAUUUCCGGUUAAGGUUGAGAAGUUCUUUGAACUCUUCAUUUCAGAUGCCGGUCUUGAUUUUCAGGAGUCAUUCCGUAGAAAAUGUGGUGAUAAAGAUUUUAAGUGUACACAGUGGCAUCCGCAUGAAGAAUUUGGGCACACUCGCAAUUUGUCGUUUCAGCAUCCUAUUAAAAUCUAUUUAGGUGCAAAACUUGGUGGCUGCCACGAGGUUCAAAAGUAUCGUUGUUACAGAAAUAGUCACCUGGUGAUUGAGUCAUCACAAGAAGUCAGUGAUGUUCCUUUUGCAGACUAUUUUCAAGUGGAGGCUUUUUGGGAUGUAGAAAGGGAUGGGGAUGGACCUGAAGGAGGCUGCAGUUUGAAGGUGUAUAUAAAUGUGGCAUUUACAAAGAAAACUAUAUUUAGAGGGAAGAUAGUGCAGUCUACAGUUGAUGAAUGUCGAGACGUGUAUGCCACAUGGAUUUCCCUUGCGCAUGAACUGUUGAAGCAAAAGAAGUUAGAGAAGGAAAAAGCGGAUGGUCAAGCUGCUAAUGUGGUAACAAUUGCUCAGCCGAAAGAAAGUUCUGAACAUGUGGAAAACUUAGAUGAGACAAGUAAUGAAGUCAGGUCACAAAUACCGCUGCUCAGCCAGCAAGCUGCAAAUUCCCGGCUGGGUAGCUGUAGCAGUACUGUGUCCCUAACUUCCUUGUGUAGAGAUUUCAUGCUCAAGUGUUCAUCAUCUUUGAAAUCUCAGAGCCAAGUUUCCAUUCUUAUAGUGAUCACCAUUGCUGUGAUCCUGAUUUUAAUGCAGAUGAGCAUACUCGUGUUAUUAGGUAGACCACAGCAUGUCCACGUGAUAUCUCAAGGGGAUUCUGCAAGUAGCAUGUAUCGACUUGGAGAGACGGCUUUUGAUACACUAAGUUUUCUGGAUAAAAAGAUUAAUCAUCUAAAAGAUGAGAUGCUUAUGGUUGAAACACUGCUUGACAAAAUGCAGCAGGAACAUACACUUCUAAAGACAAAACUGGAAGAGUUUGAGCACCUACGGAAGCUGCAGAAAGGAUAAACGAGCUGUGUACGUAGAUGCUACUGCUUCUUUUGUGUUUUUUUUUGUUUUUUGGGGUGAAGGUUUGCAUGUUGUACAUUUCUUCUGAUUUUUGUAUUUUGGACAUUCAUGUACAUUUUGAAUUACUACAUGAUUGCAGUAUCUUCAUAAGUAGUAAAAUAAUUGUAAAUAUGUAACAAAUACAACCGUCCUAAGAGCUUUUAUAUCUUGAAUUGAAUAGUCUUCUGUUGAGAA
Messenger RNA from Solanum dulcamara, 2341 nucleotides. RefSeq names its product protein VASCULAR ASSOCIATED DEATH 1, chloroplastic. The record is from RefSeq and is a predicted model, not a curated record. The transcript has 18 exons. The coding region runs from base 188 to 2107 and encodes 639 amino acids. Gene Ontology annotation, biological process: negative regulation of programmed cell death. NCBI's taxonomy places the organism in Eukaryota, Viridiplantae, Streptophyta, Magnoliopsida, Solanales, Solanaceae.